Molecule: messenger RNA, 420 nt
Organism: Nezara viridula (southern green stink bug)
Lineage: Eukaryota; Metazoa; Arthropoda; Insecta; Hemiptera; Pentatomidae
Source: the annotation of a GenBank genome assembly
AUGUGUAGGGGUUGUCCCCCUAUCAUUCUUGGCGGUCUUACCUCAUCCUAUCCUCGCAACGUCAGGGGAUUGCCUCCUCGGUUGCAGAGCCCUGGAUGUGUAGGGGUUGUCCCCCUAUCAUUCUUGGCGGUCUUACCUCAUCCUAUCCUCGCAACGUCAGGGGAUUGCCUCCUCGGUUGCAGAGCCCUGGAUGGGAUUGCCUCCUCGGUUGCAGAGCCCUGGAUGUGUAGGGGUUGUCCCCCCAUCAUUCUUGGCGGUCUUACCUUAUCCUAUCCUCGCAACGUCAGGGGAUUGCCUCCUCGGUUGCAGAGCCCUGGAUGUGUAGGGGUUGUCCCCCUAUCAUUCUUGGCGGUCUUACCUUAUCCUAUCCUCGCAACGUCAGGAGAUUGCCUCCUCGGUUGCAGAGCCCUGGAUGUGUAG